GUCAUAUUUGCACAUCUUUGCAAAAUGACCUCUACUACUUCGAUCGGGCUCCUCUGUCAGUGGGUCUUGUGUAAUGCUGAAUAAGCACAACUGAUAUACUUGGUUUUGUCAUUCAGCCUGCGAUAUAUUACUGUAUAUGAGUGGCCAAUGAUUACAAAACGUAAGAUUGUUCUAGUACUGGCAGUCUGUUCAUUUGCGGUUUCGAGGCAGCCUCUACUAGGAGAAAGAGAACGUUGUCUUCACCUAUGUCGCCUCGCCCGAGAGAAAGACGGCUCCAAAGCACAAACAGCAAAUAUGCAGGUAAGUCAGUAGUUUUGUGUUAAGGUGUAAAAAUCUGUUCAAAGGGUAAACAUGUAGUAUAAAAAAUCGAUCACUAUAUAAUCGCGAUUAGUUUGCUUAAUGGCCCGUUUUGCACAGCAAACGAUGUAAACGAAUACAUUAAGUUAUAAAACAAUGAUACCAAAGUUACUUAUGUCAAAUCCCAGCAAAGUUUAAGAAAACGAGAUUUGUUAGUAGAUCAACACUCAGAGACGUCGUGCACUGCCAUUUCUGCACAAAAUUUUGUCCAUCCACUUCGGUCUAGUUUUAAUGUCAGUCUUCCGGUGGAAUAUUGUUUAUGAACACGUUAUUUUAAACGAUAACGCAGUGGUAGUGCGAAUCAAACAUGAGAAAUCGAUAAGUUAAUAUCAAACGCACAGGCUGAUAAGAGCAAAGAAUCAGUAAGAAAAAAAUAUAAUGAUUUUUGUGAGAGCAUGCCUCAAUACAGGAUAUUGAAAUUAUUAAUACAAAAUCGCCAGUUUCUUUUAUUCAUAUCAAGAUGAGAAUGAAAGAAACAUGGUGACAAUGUUACAAAUGCGCCUUAACAUAUUUGCGUGUGAAUCUGUUGACCCUAGCUGUAAACUACGGUGGCCCAUUAGGGACAUGGAAAGUUACUCUUUUUACUAGCAAUCGACACUUAGUAACUGUCGAUCGACACUUAGUAACUGUCGAUCGACACUUACGUAACUGUCGAUCGACACUUAAUAACUGUCGAUCGACACUUAGUAACUGUCGAUCGACACUUAAUAACUGUCGAUCGACACUUAGUGUCUAUCGACAGUUAGUAAGUGUCGAUCGACAGUUACUAAGUGUCGAUCGACAGUUAUUAAGUGUCGAUCGACAGUUACUAAUGGUCGAUCGACAGUUACGUAAGUGUCGAUCGACAGUUACUAAGUGUCGAUCGACAGUUACUAAGUGUCGAUUGCUAGUAAAAAGAGUAACUUUCCAUGUCCCUAAUGGGCCACCGUAGUACACUCAUGAGCAAGGCAUGUUUGCUCGUUCAUUUCUCGCUAUGGAUCAGCAAACUCAAAACUUUCUAGGGAAAAUUUCACAGUAAAGUCCUCAAGUAAUUUAUAUUAAUUUGCUAAAAGUUAUCUAGUUUCCCCACAACUAAAAGGAAAAAAAUUAAAGAAAUAGAAAAAUUAAACUCACUUAGCUCUCUGUUAUGCCCUAAGGGUGAAAAACCAGGGAUAAAAGAAUUUGAAUUUCUCGUCUCUUCAUGUUUGCGGUAUACCGCUGAGUCGGGCUUUUCUUUGACCGCCAGAAUGACUUGCUUUUGUAAAUACAGUGACAAUUGUGACUAAUCCCCGCGUAAAGGAAUCCGGAUUCCUGAACUCGGGAAAUUUUUGCUUGAGGAAUCCGGGAUUCGGGAUAUUUUUACUCGUGGAAUCUGCAAUCCUCUCCCGGCUUUGGAAUUCGGAUAUGCAGCUCAAGGAAGCCAAAAUCCUUCUAACGAUUGGAAUUUAGAAUCCAGCUUCCAGUGACAAAGACUAGAAUCCACUCUCUGGAAUCCGGAAUCAACGGUGCCGUGUGGAAUCCAGAAUACAAGACUGUCUUGGAUUCCCCUAAAUGGAGGAAUUUUGUAAACAUGACAAUUGUGACUUCUUGUAUUGAAUCAUAAAGCAAAUGAUAAAAAAAAGUCGAUGUACAUGUAAGUUGUCUUCCUUCGUUUUCCUUUUCUUGCUAAAAUGUGCUGCUUGAAAUUCAAGCCACUUUUUGAGUAUAUUGCGAUCUGUGUUUAAAAGGCAUAGUAUUUUUUUAACCUUGUUAUGCUUGGACUGUAAUAGCUUUUUUCAAGAAUAAACCCCAAAAAAGAAACAUGAUGGUUGGACGUCUUCAAGUGACGCAUUGAAUGUGACAUCUGACAAUUUAAAAUGGGUCAGGAGCUUAAAAAAAGAGUUGUUACAUUUUCGUAAAAGCAUUGCUUCAUACGUUUUGCUACAUAUUCUUUUUUAGUACCAAGCGCACUCAAAUAACGGAGGAUACUUCAUAUCAGAUGAUCAAGGGCUUUCAGAAACUUUCUGUACCAUAGCGUUGCUGCCAUUUUUGAUAGCAGGAAUUUCACUUUUCAUCUCAACCGUGCACCAUCUUUUAAGCAGUACUUUUUUUACAAUUAGAAACAUCUAAGUGAAAGACAACGAAAACAGUUAUUACCAGAUUAAGCCUUAAACAAGCUAAACACUCUUCAAAACUAAAUGUUUAAGGUAAUGCAGGUAUUAAAGUAAACCAAACAGCAUGUGGCACCUAACCACACACAAAGUACACGUUUUUAAAAGAACUUUAUACGUGCCAAAAAAAAGAAAGAGUAAGAGAAAAAAAAACAUAAUCCUGUUUGGAAAUUUAAAGGUUAUUAAUUUAAUCAUAAAGUGACAAAAUUAACCGAAGGCUCAAAAGCUCCUUUUCAAAAACUAUCUUAAACUAAAUGAUUUUUUUUGCUUCGUAUGUUGACGUAUAUGUCCUAAAACAAAUUAUAAUCAAACGAGCAGGUCGCCAUGAUUACGGUAAAAACCCAGGGUAAAAACCCGCUCAGUAGUAGUGGGGUAGUGGUAUUUACAAGUUCAAGAGCUCAAAAAUUUUGGUUGUUCUACGCGGGCUAUCGGUUAUUUUUCCGUUAAGAAUAACAGGCAUUCAAAAAACGCAUGAGUAACAGAUUUAUAAGUUGAAAAUAAAUUUCCAUUGCUGCUAAACGCAGGUCUCACGCAAUAAGUAGUAAGUAAUUUUUUUGACUUUCACGCAUGCUUUGAUAAGCAAAUUGAAACAAUCAGAUUUCUUUUAUGUUUGAAUGGCUGGGCCGAAACUCAGUAAAGUUAUACAGUAAAUACCCGCAUAUAUAAGAACAAAUGGUGGAUUAAGAAUUACAUCAGGGUGAAAUUUGGCCCAUAAAGCAUAUAUUAUUAUAUAAGAAUCAGUUCACCCUGAUAAAUAAAACGUGUCCUUAUAUAAUAAGGGAGAGGGUUUCGGAAUAAGAAAGCAAUGUAACUACGGUUGCUAACGCUGCUAAGCAAUUACAAAACUAUAACCUUUAGGAUUUUAUGCUCCUCAGCUGCAGCUGGUUGAAGCCGGGAUAUAAAUGUCAAAUACAUUUAAUAAACUAUCUGAAUAGAAAAGAUCAACUAAUUUUUUACUUUUUUUUACCCCUGAUUUCUGAAACAAAGUUUAAGAAAAUAUUAUUAUGAACAUCUUCAAGUUGAUUUCUCACUAAGCACCCGAUGAAUAUAAAGUAGAUAAGCCUGAACCACGAAAUCAUGUGUUCUUAUAUGCGGGUGUUUACCCCCUGGGGUGUUCACAUGACACCGGGGCGACUUUCGCGCCGGCUUGAGUUCACUCCGGUUCCCUCCCGUGGCUAUGUUUUCGCGCCGUUGCGAGUUUUCCCAAUGACAUGUAACACCCCCUUGUAAUAACUGCGGUUCCACUGCUUAUUUAAAUAGUUUGGUUUUCUGCUCUUCAGGCAUCUAGUGGAAUUCUAUCAUGCCCUCAGUGUCUUGGUAGAAACAAAGGUAAGUUGCAAAGCAUAUACGGAAUAAAUCGUUAACAUUUUUAUGAAAAAGAAAAAAAAGUACCAUGACGGUGUUAGAAUCUUAUACGGCUGGCCUUAAACGAGGUAAAUCAUGGAGGCAGUGAGGGGACGUGAGAGCUAGGGGCUAGAUCCCGCAAAGCAAACACAUCUUACCCAUGUCUAGUCAAAAGCAGCCAACCUAUCACCCGCGUUAAUCGGUAUACGGCUGAGCUGUGGGAAACCUAAGUAGCUGUAAGAAUUGACUUAAAUUCUUCGACCCUCAACUUCCAAAUUACUAUACUGUCUUCAAUCAUAAUACAUAUAACUUAUAUACAAAUUAUACUUAAAUAUGAGAGGACAUUUCAAUGCUUUCUUUAAACAGAGAAAGAUGAUUUAACUGUGUCAAGCUCAAGUAAACAUCGAAAGCGAAAAUCGCUUUCCGAUCCACAGCCUACUUCAGGUAAAGCUCUAACUCUAGAUCUUACUACUACGGAAAAUGUAAGUCGUUUCAGUUGUACACUGUUUACAGUAUGCACGCCUAAAUUGUAUGAUAAAAGCACAAUAAUUGGAAAUUUUUUGAAAAAGCAUUUUCCUUUUUGCAGGUAUCUUCUCGGUUGUAUUAAAUAACGGGAAAGGAGAAGAAAAAAUUAGCAGCAACGCAUAUUUGAAACAUGCCAGACCUUUUAUUUAGUUUAUGCAUUUUUGUAUUGAUUUAGUUACAGUUAUAAAGACGAACUUACAUGCAAACAUAUUUCAGAUUGCCCAUUGCCGUCAGAAGCACGAUUUGGGGAGUGGACGCCAUCAGAAGUAAAUGUGAGCUUUGGAAACUACGGAAACACCGACUAUUGGUACAUGAACUGCUCGUGGUCUCCUAUGAAUGGUAAGCAAAUCUAAUCAAGAAAAUCCGACACGACAGAACCUUGAGGUAAUUAAAAUACUCUCACUGGAAUUAGCUUGUCAGUGAGUCUUCAAUGCAGUGAUUUGCAAGUGUCCUCCAGAAUUCAACACUUUCAAGUGUAAAUACAGGCCAUAUAUCUCAGUUUGUUUGAUAUGUUCCUUACAUCUUGCAGAUUUUGGUGGUAAAUGGAAAAGGAUUUUGAUUCUCCUCGGGAUCGGAAAUAUCUCAGAAGGACCCAAUGGAUGUCUUACAAUUCAUCAGGGAACUGACCUUAUAUGCUUC
Porites lobata is the source of this 4994-nucleotide messenger RNA. The record is from the annotation of a GenBank genome assembly. NCBI's taxonomy places the organism in Eukaryota, Metazoa, Cnidaria, Anthozoa, Scleractinia, Poritidae.